Messenger RNA from Bombina bombina (fire-bellied toad), 5286 nucleotides. RefSeq names its product up-regulator of cell proliferation-like. Lineage: Eukaryota; Metazoa; Chordata; Amphibia; Anura; Bombinatoridae. The record is from RefSeq and is a predicted model, not a curated record. The transcript is spliced from 3 exons. The coding region runs from base 149 to 5086 and encodes 1645 amino acids. Gene Ontology annotation, molecular function: GTP binding.
CGCAGAACUGCAAGCACCGGAGAACCGCAAGCACUGGAGAACUGCAAGCACCGGGGAACUGCAAGCACCAGGGAACUACAAGACCUGGAGAACUGCAAGCACCGUAUAACUGGACUGUACACUACGCAGUGUGUGAAUUUCUCAUAUCAUGGAUUCAGAGGGAGAGGAAAUCUAUAUGAACAAUAUGUUUGAAGACUCAGCUUUGCCGCUCAUUGAUACUCAGGUGGUAGCAAUUAACCUAAAUGGAGAAAAGUACCACGAGGAAACGACCAACAUGAUAAUGAAUAUAUCAUUACGGGAUGAUGAACCAGCCUUGCCGAAUCCUCCUGAUCAACCAGCUCGAGUGAUCCCCAAGCCAAGGCAUAACAUUAGAGAAAAAAGAAAAUCUGUUUAUGAGCUUCUGACCCUUUCAAAGUUAGAAAAAUACAGAUGGUCUAAACUCACACUUGGGGAUGUCCUGAAAAUUGGACAAGAAAAUUUAAAGAAAACAAUGAUUACAAAUCUAGAAGAGGUGCCCUGGCAUUUCCUCCAGAACCUUAUGGCACUCAAUGGCACUGCAAGGAACACGCAACUUGACCCAUCUUUACUGAACAUAGAAUCAAGCAGUUCACAAGAUGAGGAUAACGAUUUUUUUGAUGAAACAGAUACAUCUGAUUCUAUUCACCCUCUUGACAUGCUGUGUAGUAUCCUGCAUUGCUCGGAUAGUUUUUUGCAACAAGAAAUUGUAACAAAAAUGUCCAUGUGCCAAUUUGCUGUCCCUCUGCUGCUCCCAGCUGGUGACAGCUCAGGAUGUACCCUUAUGCUGUGGGCGUUGAGGGACAUUGUUAAGAGAUGGAGACCCCACUCAUUAGUGGAGACUAAAGGGUGUAUAGAAGACAGCUUGGUAAGCACACCCAUGACAACCAUCUCUUUUGUAAGAUUGGGAGAAUGCAAUUUAUCCAAGUCAAAAAUACUUAACCAUGUUCUGAGCCCAGUACAACAGCAUCAUGAUUACUUUGUACAUCAAAACAUGGAGGGUGGAAAUAUUCAACGGGAAAUCUCAGAUGGGUUGGUUGAAAUAUCCUGGUAUUUUCCAGCAGGUAGAGAAAACUCUGAUGUUUUCUCAGAACCUGUAGCGGUUAAUAAUCUACGUGGAGACCUGGAGACCAAUUGGAAUCAGUUCUGUUUUCUAUCACAGAUAUCUUCAGCGAUGUUUAUAUUCACAGAGAGUAUUAAUGAUAGAGAAUACAGUCUGCUAUUAAAUGCUACCACAUCAGAUACUCAAUACUAUAUUAUUAUUGCACCGUUUUCCAGAUGUAUAAAUGAGGAGACACAGAAAAAUAUAAAAAUGCUGUAUCCUGUACUAAAUAUAAGUCGGAAGAAUAUUUUGGUGAAGAACAACACAGUAAAUGAUGCUGAAUUGGUGAAGAAAGUACAAUUUAUUAUUGAGGAUGUGAUAAAAAAUUCCCCAAAGAUUGUGAAACUAGAGGAAAUGUCAUCUACAGCUGUUGAGUUUGGAAUACAUGUAGAUGAGAACACCAGAGAACAUCAGAGAGCAAAAGAAAUUGCCCUUGAAAUUACAGACAAUAUACAGGAUGUGGUGGGCUAUAAGUCAGAAACAAUGAGAAUGCAGGGAGAUCUCUGGAAACAGUUGUCUCAAACUGAAAAGGAACUGUGUAGACUGAAGAAACAGGGAAAUGAAAGAUCAGAAGAUUACAUAGCAAAGCUCACAAAUAAAUAUUCUCAGCUGAGAAAGGAACAAAGUGAGCAAGAAUUAUCUGAUGGUGUGACCAACUUCAUAGCUGCCCUAAGAUGUUUGUCUCAGACAGAGGUACAUUAUUUCCUGAAAUGGAUGAAGUUUCUUCUGGAUUCAAUUGCAAGACAUAAUCUUUCUGCAUUACAGGCUGAAUACAAGGAGAACUGCUCCAAUUUGUCAACCAACCUUGAAAAACUAAAACAAUUAGAUCAAAAAAUAUUGAAUAGCUCUUUAGGUGUUGAACACUUUAUGCGUGAAGUAGGUCAGUUUUAUGAGGCUGAAUUUACCAAAAAAGGGAAUGAGGAAACAAUUGAAGAACUUAUGAAAUUGUCACGUAAAAUCCCAGGAAUAGCAGCUGAUCUCCUGCUGGAUGGAUUUCCUCUGGAGCUGAUUGACGGAGAUGCCUCCAACAUCCCUCUUCAGUGGGUAACUGAUGUCUUGAGUGAGUUGGACAACAAGACAGGAGGAGGGUGCAGGCUAAGGGUAAUAACUGUUCUGGGGGUGCAGAGCACAGGGAAAUCUACCCUUCUAAACACCAUGUUUGGAUUGCAGUUCCCUGUGGCCAGUGGACGCUGCACACGAGGAGCCUUCAUGACACUUAUUAAAAUAAAGGAGAACUUCAAAGAGGAGCUGGGAUGUGACUUUAUUCUGGUAAUUGACACUGAAGGUUUGAAAGCUCCAGAACUGGCUUCUCUGGAGGACAGUUAUGAACAUGACAAUGAGUUGGCAACGCUUGUUAUUGGGUUGAGUGACAUCACUAUCAUUAACAUGGCCAUGGAGAAUACAGCAGAAAUGAAAGACAUUUUGCAGAUUGUGGUCCAUGCGUUUCUUAGAAUGAAAGAAAUAGGAAAGAAACCCAAUUGUCAGUUUGUGCAUCAGAACGUCAGUGAUGUAUCUGCGCAUGAAAAAAACACGAGGGACAGAAAGAAACUAUUGGAGCAACUGGAUGAAAUGAUAAAAGUAGCAGCAAAGAUGGAAGAGAAAAACAAUGUAACAACAUUUGCAGAUAUAAUGGAGUAUGAUGAUGAGGAAAACAGCUGGUACAUUCCUGGCCUAUGGCAUGGUGUGCCCCCCAUGGCUUCAGUAAACACUGGAUACAGUGAGAAGGUUUUUGAACUUAAAAGACAUUUGUUUGAAAUUUUGAAAAAGCGUGGAACAAGAAACAUUCAAAAUAUUUCUGACUUUCUGAAAUGGAUAAAAAGCUUGUGGAAUGCUGUGAAAUAUGAGAAAUUUAUCUUCAGCUUCAGGAACAGCUUAGUGGCUGAAGCUUACAACAAUCUUUGUAUAAAAUACUCAGAACUGGAGUGGAGCUUCCGCAAAAAGAUGCAUAAGUGGAUGACUGAAGCAGAAAAUGAAAUCAGAAAUCAGCCAGUUACUAAACUGCAUACCGAUAUGUGUGCAGAUAUUAAAGGAAAUAUGUAUUGUGCUCUGCAGGUAGAGGAGAGCAUCAUAGUUGAAUCACUGGGAAAAUAUUUUGAUGGUGGGUACAAAUAUGCCCAUCUGAUAGAGAGAUACAGAGAAGACUUCUUCAGAAGCAUAACCUGUCUAACAAAAGAAUAUGAAGAUUAUCUAUGGAACAAGUGUGAGGAAGUUUUUAGUAUACAGAAAGGAAAAUAUGAGAUACAAAGUGUUCAGGAUGGAUAUCUAAAGACCAUUGAAGAGAAAGCCAGAAGGCUACUGGAGAAUUGCAGAAACAAGAAAUUUAAACUUAGUGACAAGGAAAUAGAAUCUGAAUUUGAGAUCAUGUGGAAUGAAACAUUAUCUUCAUUACAACUAAGAAAUUUAACAAGACGGGACGUUGGCCGAGAGAUCCUGGAGCAGCUGAGAAAAGACAUGAGAAAUAAGGUAGGUUAUGUUAACGAGAAAUUAAAUGGUGUUAAUAGCCUAGCAGAAUAUGGACAUAAAAGUAUGAAAAUUGAAUUAAAAUAUACUCAAAGUAGCUGGUUCCAGAGCAUACCAGAAACAUUCCAUGCAGACUUUUGGUAUAAAGUGAAUGAUCUUGCCUCCUCUCUGCUAGAAAAAUGCACGAGUCAUAUCACGGAACAAAAAGACACAAUAGAAGACUAUCAUCAAACAUAUUGCCAAGAAAUACUUAGUAUUAUAAAUGGCAGACUUAAUCAAACUGAUGCCAAAAAUCUCCAUACCAUACCACUGUUUGAGCUGGAUUUGAAACUUCACAUUUUAGGAAAAAUAACACCAAUCUUUCAGAAGAUACAUGAUGAAUUUGUCCAGGAAAAUAGCCCAAAACUUUGUAUGGAAAAGCUAAAACCUCAAUACUUCUCAAUUUUCAAAUGUAUUUACCAUGAGAAGGAUGAAUGUCUACACAGGGCUCAGAGAUUCUGUGAGUCUUGCCUUAAACCAGCAUUAACCGUACACAUGAACAAAAACCUUGGAAAAGAAAUUGUGAAUGAUAUCUUGACAAGUGGUGACUCCAUAAAAUAUAGCAGUCGGACAUUUUUCCAGUUUUCUCUACUUAAAGAGCUUCUGGAAAAGAAAAUAUUUGCCCAGUAUAUAAAAUAUAGCAGCAAAUAUGAAAGCUUUGUAAAAAAAUGGAUAAAAGAACACAUUAUAAAUAAAUACAGAAAAUCUACAGAUCUAGAAGUUUUAAAGUUAAAUAUUCUCUUGUCGCUGAAAACAAAAAUUAGAGACGUCUUGAAAAACCCAAAGAUACGAGAAAGUUCUGACGUGGCAAAUUUUCUACAAAUAUUUUGUGACAUGUUAAAAAAGGAUUUAGUCAUCUCAAAAAAUGAGAUGAAAGUGGUGAUUUUUCAGAAUACGGCAAAUGUCUACCAGUUUUCAGAUGAUAUUGAUUUGUUCUUGGGUAAUAUAGAAGAUCACAUCAUAAAAGAUGCAAAGCUUGUUACCAUUGAAGCUGUGCUAUCUAAAGUCACAAUGAAACCUCAGGAUGAAUUGUUUAAAAAGGUGUUUGGAUGUGGGAGGCAGUGCCCUUUCUGUAACGUGCCCUGUGAAGCUGGCGCUGCUGACCAUAAGGAGCACUUUGCGUCUGUUCAUAGACCUCAGGGGUUAGGAGCAUACAGAUGUGUAGAAUCUAAAGCUCUUUCCCAUGCUGUAUGCUCUGCUGACGUGGUGGGAGAUACAACAUUCCAGAAUGCAGAUACAGAAUGGAAACCUCACCCAUAUAAAGAUUACCGCAAAUAUUACCCAGACUGGGCUAUUCAGCCAGACCCAACUAUUGGAGCCUCUGACUACUGGAAAUUUAUCUUUAAAGAGUUUAACAGAGAAAUUGCAGAAUAUUACAAUGCUAAGCCAGCUUUACUUGAGCCUGAUUGGUUCAAUAUAACCCAAGAGCAGGCACUACAAAGUCUAAAUGAAUCAUUCAACAUGAUAUAAAGAAAAUAAAUAUCACCACAACUAAUUCUACCCUCUGGGUGUUUAGUAGGGAUUAGAUCUCACAAUACACUAAAGGCAGGAGAUUUUAUAUAUAUAUAUAUAUAUAUAUAUAUAUAUAUAUAUAUAUAUAUAUAUUUAUAUAUCAUUUUUUUAUAUUUUAAUAUAGGGACCUUUAUGCCCCAUUAAGAGGACAUUUGUAA